Molecule: messenger RNA, 3745 nt
Organism: Cavia porcellus (domestic guinea pig)
Lineage: Eukaryota; Metazoa; Chordata; Mammalia; Rodentia; Caviidae
Gene: Ccdc42
Product: coiled-coil domain containing 42
Exons: 7
Coding region: 910-1860 (316 amino acids)
Biological process (GO): spermatid development
Source: RefSeq, a predicted model, not a curated record
GCAGGUUCUGCAGCGGAGCUACAGCACAGUAGGCUGGGCAGGCAAAUCGCGUGGAGGGCAGCGGGGUCCUCCCGGGUCCCCCCUUUCCGAGCUCCGAUUAAAGCGCAGGUGAGACUGCAGCCAGCAGGGGGCGCCAGAGGACCGACAGUGCGCUGGGGGUGCGGAGCUCGGGACCCCGCCCCGGCCAGACCGGCUUGCACCCCAGUCCCAGGAGCCAAAAGGAGAGGCUCCCGGGGCGACAGCCAGGUGGAGGUCACUGCAGGUCCGGCUCCCUGAGUCGGCCUGGAGUUUACCUGCAGGCUGAAUAAGUGCGCUGAUGGCCCAGGCAGGCAGUGUGGCUAAUAAACCGCGUAGACGAGGGCGCUUAACGCGUCUGUGUUUCCGUAUUUCUUCCCCUUUCCCCUUUCAUCUCUUUCUUUCCUUCUCUCAUUCUUCCUUUUCUCUGUUUUCUGUCCCCCUCCUCCCUUUCCUUCCAUCUGAAACCCUGGCCCAGUCCCUCGGGAGCCGGGCACCCUGCCUGGGGCUCCCCCACCCCCAUGACCUGCUCCUCCUGGGGGGACAGCGGCAGCUGGACCUCAGCAAUAGCGGGGUAAUUGGGAGCAGAGGUCAGAGGGCAAAGCCCAGGUUCCACGGGUUGCCCGCAGAACUCAGCAGCCUGUUGCCAGGUAACCACGUCUCCCAUCCCCGCCCCAACGCAGGGUCCUGAGGCCCAGCCUGAGCCUCUGCUUGGCUUCUGCCCAGUCUCUCAAACACAUGUACCUUCUGUGAGUCUCAGGAAGCCAAAGGAGAGGAGAUCCACACCCCGGCCGCUACUCCUGAGCCCCACCCUCCGACCCCCACCCCCCUGGGGCUCUGACACCUACUGUCCCACUGCGAAGGCCCCGCCUGGGCGGGUAGGUCACUGCCACCAUGAGUCUGGGCAUCAUGGAGGAGGAAGACCUGGUUGAGUACUUCCGGCUGCAGUAUGGGGAACGGCUGCUGCAGCUGCUACAGAAGUUGCCCCCUGUGGAUGACCAGUCAGAGUCCCCGUCCAUCCGGCUCCUGGAGAAGAAGAAGGAGGCCACCAUCAUCCAUCAGGCGAUGGAGGAGAAGAAGGAGACAUUUAAGAACAGAAUGGAAACCCUGAAGCUGCGCUGGGAGGAGCUGAGCGUCAAGGAAGAGCAGCUGAAGGCCCACAUCCAGAAAUUCGAGCAGUUCAUCCAGGAAAACGACCAGAAGCGGAUACGAGCCCUGAAGAAAGCCAACAAGGAGCGGGAACUCAAGAGGUAUCACCUGCGGGACCUGACCAAGGCUAAGCAGGACAUGGUGGCCCUGCGGCUGGAGCACCAGCGGCUGAGCGCCAAGCUGCAGGACUACGCUGUCUUCAACAAGUACCUGGAGAAGGUGGUGGAGAACUCCGAGUUUGAGGAGAUCCACGAGGUGAUUGGGCGCUACAAGACGCUGGUCAGCAUGCACCACGACCUCAUGCAGUCGGCGCAGGAGGGCCAGGAGAAGAUCGAGCGGGCCAAGGCGCGGCUGGCGAGGUACAUGGAGGAGAAGGACGAUGAGAUCCUGCAACACAACAACGAGCUGGCGAGGCUGCAGAUGCGUUUCGACCGGGCUCGCAGUGAUGUCAUUAUCUGGGAGUCCCGCUGGGCACACAUCCAGAACACUGCCGCUAAGAAGACCCUCCUGCUGGGCACCAUUAAGAUGGCAACGCUGAACCUCUACCAGACUGUGAGCAAGCAGCUGAAGGAGGCCUCCCAGGUGUCGCUGGAGGACACUCACAAACAGCUGGACAUGAUCCAGCAGUUUAUCCAAGACCUAUCAGACAUCUGGGCAGAGGUGAAAAAGAAGGACCAAUCGCAAGGCCGGGCGUAAGGAGGCGGCGUGCCUCCAGAAUGUCCUGAACAGACACUGCAGAGAGAGAGAAAGCUCCUGGUGAGCCUGCAGUCCAGUCAGCCCAGGCUAGCAGCAGAGGACCUUGUCUGGUUUCCUAUUGGCAAUACCUUGCCAUGUUACCCAUGUUACCCUCAGUCCAUCCCAGCCUUGAGGACAUUAAAUGGUAUAAGAAGUUUGUUCUGAAGUUUGCUGUCUUUUUGAUAGUUUGAUUAUGGAAGAAAGAGUUAAUGAGGAGCCAGGCAUGGUGGUCAUCCCAGCAUCGGGAGGCUGAGGCAGGAGGAUCACCAUGAGGUUGAGGCCAGCCUGGACUACACUGUACGUUCAAGGCCAGCCCGCACUACAUAGCAAGGUCCUGUCCCCCAAAAAUAAAAGUUAGUGAGGGGGAGAGCCCCAUGAGCAUCCCCUCUCAAAGCUACCCACUUGAGCCUCCCCGGAACUAGAGACCACGACUUAGGUCGAUAUCUCCUGGACUUUGAACUUGAAUAUAGUUAAGUGGUGGGUUCAGGGGAUCCCUCUGUUCUGCAACUUCAGAACUCAGCACCACCCUCCGAAGCUGGGUACAAAGACUCAGUGGCCCUGUGAGGGCUGCUUCCCACGCUGGAGCUGCCAGGCGCUGAGUCAAAACUCUCGCUGGCCUCAGGAGCAGCCCAGCUCCUUACCCUGGUGCACCCUUGAAUGGGCCACCUAAGGUCAGCAAUGGCAGUGCAGGAGCAGCCCGAUGGGAACUAAUGAGGGACCACUACUGUGCCAAAGGACAACCUCAGGAGCCUCGUGGCAGGCUGCAUGAUGAUUAAAACUAGCAAAGCGAGAGUCCGGGGCAUCGCUCAGGGGCACAGUGUCUGCCUGGCAAGCGUGAGACUGUGAAUUCGAUUCCUGGUUCAAAAAAAAUACAAUAAAAUAAAACCAGCAAAACUAAACCACAGAGGAAUAAACGUAAAGUUUUGAACUUAGGUUUAAAAAUUUAUCAGCACAUUCCUAAGUCGUCAGUGCAAAAGCCUAACCUACAGGGAAAUAGUUUUAUUUUUUAUUAGUAUAUGUAUUAUUUUUUAUUAGUACAUGUUUGCAGGACAUAUGAUUACAUAUGAUUACAUGUACAUAUGGUACAUGUGCACAGCACAUCUGUAUACUGUGGAGGUCCCCGUCUCCUCUCCCCCGUCCAUCCAUCUCUGUCCCCUUCUCUUUUGCUAAAGAUCUAUUUCUCUAUGUCCUAUUACAAUUCUUUAUUUUGCACUUUAUUUGUGUCUGGAGUGUUUAAUGUCAGAUAAUCCAUGUAGCAGUCAGUGCCAUUUGCAUACUGCAGGGGGAGAGAACAAGGCCUUACCAAGAAACAAACCCUCCCUGCAAACCAGCACCAUGAGCGGGCUGCUGCCGGCCAGGGGGCAGCCAGACCCAGCCCCUUCCAGCACACGGGCUGGUAAACAAGAGGGGCCAACCCCCCCCCACCCCCCGUAAGCAACCAGCUGAUCCAGAGAAACCCAGGCUGGGAUGGUAGCUACUGAGGUGGGAUGCAAUUUGAUGCUGGUGGUGUUUGGUGUUCCCUGACCUUGCAGGUCUAGGGCUGGUGGUUUGAUUGUCUAUUCAGAUGGUAGCAGUAUACAGUGUGGCAUCUUGGGAGAUCUCCUUCUGAGGGCAGUGGCCAUUGCUAAUCCCCUAUUAUCUUGUUCUGAAGUCCUGUAUCAUUUUGACUCUUUUGUUGUGUUGGGUUCUGUUCUGUUUUGUUAUAUCCAAUAGCACGGGCAGCUAUUUCAAAGACAGCAAGAUUCUAUUAUGGUAGCGUUUUGGAUUUACUAUUGUAUUGUUUUGAAGUCCUUUAUUCCAUUCAUUGUUUUGUUUUUAUUGUUCUGUUCUGUUCGAUUUUUACUAU